Messenger RNA from Ilex paraguariensis (yerba mate), 168 nucleotides. The record is from the annotation of a GenBank genome assembly. NCBI's taxonomy places the organism in Eukaryota, Viridiplantae, Streptophyta, Magnoliopsida, Aquifoliales, Aquifoliaceae.
AUGGAGAGGAGCUUUGUGGAUCUUGGUGAAGAGCCUAGAGAGGAGGGGGAGGCACUGGGCUCCAGUGCGGAGGCACCAUGGGCACCCAUUCUGAAGGAGCCUAUAGGCAAAGGAAUGGGGAGAGAGGAGGCUCCCACUACUAGGCGCGCUAAGGAGCGCGAGGAGGAG